AUGUAUGGUUAUAUGAGAAACCUGCUUCUUUUGGAUGAUUUGAACGAGGAUACCAAAGACAAUCGAUUGUUUCGAGGUAGUCCUCCCAGAAAAGGCAAGUUAAAUCAAAAUGGUUUCCGUAGAAAGGGGACGAGCUGGGUGAGAGUAACUUGGUUUGUUUUUAAAAGAGGACCUAUCUUUCCUCCUGGAUCUAACCCUAUUAGACUUGCUGAUGGCACAAGUUGUAGCGGACCAGAAUGUUUUGCUGUUCUCAGGCUUCCCGAUUAUGAUGAUGACGAAAAAGUGAGUUGAUU
Cylicostephanus goldi is the source of this 293-nucleotide messenger RNA. NCBI's taxonomy places the organism in Eukaryota, Metazoa, Nematoda, Chromadorea, Rhabditida, Strongylidae. The record is from the annotation of a GenBank genome assembly.